GCUGUCUUGUCCUAGUUAAUAUACAUCACUUUAUAAUAAAAAAAAAUAGUGAAGCAAAAAUUUUCUCUUCAGCCAUCCGCACACAAAAUCUAUAGUGGAACACUUUUUUUUAUAGAUUGCAAAAGAUAUAUGUACAUAGUUUUUUUUUCUUCAAAUUUGUAGGUACCUAAUUUUAUAAAUAAAUAAAAAAUUUGUGCAUCCUGUUUUACUGUGUAUUGUUUUUGGAAAAAAUCGUCAUAUUUGUGUUAAAAUCUUAGUUUUUUUCGUAUGGAUAAAAGCGAAUUAUAAUAUUAAUGCAUUCAAACCUAGUUCCAAAUGAGUUUAAAAAUGCAUACGCCCGAAGGUGGACACGCACAGCAUCAUUCUGUGUCCUACGAUGGUAAAAUAGCUGGGCUUUAUGAUUUGGAGAGAACACUGGGAUCUGGGCACUUUGCCGUGGUUAAACUCGCUCGACAUGUAUUCACGGGAGAAAAGGUCGCCGUCAAAGUGGUUGACAAGACAAAAUUGGAUGAAGUAUCCAAGGCGCAUCUGUUUCAAGAAGUUCGGUGCAUGAAACUUGUACAGCAUCCGAAUGUAGUGAGACUAUAUGAGGUAAUUGACACGCAAACAAAGCUUUAUUUAAUAUUGGAAUUGGGAGAUGGUGGUGAUCUUUACGAUUACAUAAUGAAGCACGAGGGUGGUUUGUCUGAGGAUUUGGCUAGAAAAUAUUUCCGUCAGAUUGUUAGAGCUAUUUCGUAUUGUCAUCAGUUGCAUGUGGUUCAUAGAGAUCUAAAGCCAGCAAAUGUUGUAUUUUUUGAAAAAGCGGGUGUUGUAAAACUUACUGAUUUUGGAUUUAGUAAUAAAUUCUUGCCGGGACAGAAGCUGGAAACAUCGUGCGGUAGUUUGGCAUAUUCUGCACCAGAAAUUCUCUUGGGGGAUUCUUAUGAUGCCCAAGCUGUUGAUAUCUGGUCAUUGGGUGUUAUUUUAUAUAUGUUGGUUUGUGGGCAACCACCUUUUGAAAAAGCAAAUGAUUCAGAAACCCUCACAAUGAUUAUGGACUGCAAAUAUUCUAUGCCAAGCCAUGUCACUGUCACAUGCAGACGACUUAUAGCAUCAAUGUUAGUUCGAGAUCCAGAAAAGCGAGCAACAUUGGAACAAAUUGCACAAGAUGUUUGGUUAAAGCAAAAUUCUACUGGAGCAGAGCCUUUGUUGGAUCACCUGCCUUUAGUUAGUCGCGAACAAGUCAGUGAAGACGAUCAUGCUUUUAUUAUACAAAAGAUGAUAAAUGGCAAUAUAGCCACUAAAGAAGACAUAAUGCAGUCUCUUGAUAGGAACAAAUAUAAUCAUAUUACAGCAACGUAUUUUUUACUUGCUGAAAGGAGGCUUAGACAAAAGCGGCAGGAACAAGUUCAGAAGCACCGCCCACUUUUAUUUCCGUCGAGCCCUGGAAGACUUUCAUCAGCAAAUCGCAAUAUUCCCGAAGAUAAUAAAUUAAAAACUGACCAAAACAAUAAGCUCUUGGUCCCUGUUAGCAUUGAAGUAUGUGAUUCGAUCGAAUUUACCACAGAAGCAGUAACGGAAAAAAGGAACCGAAAAUGUAGCAUUGUUAAGGAAGAAGACGAAGAAGAAGCUUGUGAAUGCCCAGACAAAUUUGAACUGAAGGUUUCAACAGGCAAUCGUCGGGCUUCAAUAUCUGACGGAAGAAUAAACCGAGCUUCGCAAGAACGCAGUAGCGGCGUAGAUUCGCAAUAUAUGUCCAAACUAGUUAUUAAACCAAUAGCUUCAAAUGAAAGCUCAAAAAAUACUUACAGAGUAGAAAAGUGGGAUAGCUUACGUUUAGAUCAACAAAGUACCAAUAUAGAUGCUAAUAAAAAGUCACAAGAUCCCAACAUGCCAAAGAAAUCUCCAGGAAAAAGUGAUAUUUUAAAACAGUCGAAAGUCCAUCAAUCAAAUCCCCCCAUAAGCGAGCGACAGGAGGCUGGAGGAAUUGUUGAACGAGACUUGCCAGAGCUGCAGCAUGAUGACCUUUCCGGUAUUAAAGAUUUAGAAAUUAGUAAAAUGAGAAAUAAAAAUCCAGUACUUAUGCAUAGGCGGACAAAACUAAACAAAAUGAGGACACCUUCUUGUAGUAGUUCAGAGGCAUCCGACGACGAGACAAAAUCUAAGAAAAAGAAAGUUCACAAAAUUGGGGGAGAUACACCCAAUCGAUUCAGAGUAAAUCGACGUGACUCUUAUGAUGACUCAAGUGACUCACAGGAUCAAGCUAACUUCGGAUCGGGUCAGACCAACACAAAUAUUGUGUUGAGCAAUUCCAAAGAUGAAAAGUCAACUUCUAGCAAAAAAGAAGAACAAUCAAAGACAGGUGAACCUACAAAUUCUCACUCCAAACAAAAGAAAGGCUGUUCUUUAAUGGAGAAUUGCUUGCCAAAAGUAGGUGGAAGGAGACGACUACGCGAAAGUCAGUCACUUGAUAGAAUAACAGAAUCUCAAGAGUACGAACAUCGCCACCACCGUUACAACAAUGUAACUUGUAACAAUUUAAAUAAUGAAGGUUCAGCUGUAGUCACACAAUUUCAGAACAUGUCAAUAAAUUAUAAUUCGGUCCCAGAACAAACAUGGUCGAUUGAAAAAAUGAUUUCCUCCAGUGAAGAUAAGAUAAGCCAAGAACAACCAAAUUCUGGUGCCCUUCAGAACAUGUGUGAUAUGAAUUCCAUUGAAGAAAUAGACUUAUAUAUCGGAAUGAAUGUGACAAAAGCAAUUCAAACCACAGGCUCAAAGUACUCUGUUACCAUGAAAAAAAUAAGGAGGCUUGGAAAGUACUUUCCAGUUAUUAAUUUAUCUUAAUUAUAAUAUUACGCUAAAAAAUUAAGUUAACUAAUUUUGUAAUUGUUUGUGUAGUUUAAUCAUGUUCUCAUAUAUAACAUUUAUUCUCAUUUGUAGUGUAAUUAAUUCGCCAAAGGCUUAUUUUAGUAAUAAUAAGAAUUUAUUUCAAUUCAAAAUUUAGUUUAAUUUCAUCUUAUUGUUUUUUUUGUGAUCUUUUAUAUUGUAAAAAAAAAAUAUUUAUAACCAAUCAUGACAACUUUUCUCGUAUCGAAUUAAAUUCGCAUUCCAUACCAAUAUUCAACAUCUGCAAAUUAAAAAAAAAAAUCAAAAUCAAUUACAAAAAGAACGUCAAAACGCUCUUGUAAAUUUAAUUUGCAAUUCAUUGUUAACGUAUACAUUACUCGUACAUACUCGGAAUCUCUAUUCACCACGCAAAACCGACAAAGUUCAAAAACUUCAUACUUUUGAAUAAAGGUCAUCGUCGUGCGAAACUGUACGAAUAAACGGAUUGUCCAUUUUUCUUUCACAUAUGCUUUCUUUAUUGAAGGUCAUCCACUACUGCAGAAAUUGUUUGGAAGUAUGUCAACUCUGACUCCAAUUUUGGUGUAAUCGCAAUAAAAAUAAAUUUUUGUUUUAAUACAAAGUAAGAA
This is a messenger RNA of Episyrphus balteatus (marmalade hoverfly), 3452 nucleotides long. RefSeq names its product SNF-related serine/threonine-protein kinase (gene Snrk). Gene Ontology annotation, cellular component: cytoplasm. Gene Ontology annotation, biological process: intracellular signal transduction; microtubule cytoskeleton organization; protein phosphorylation. NCBI's taxonomy places the organism in Eukaryota, Metazoa, Arthropoda, Insecta, Diptera, Syrphidae. The transcript is spliced from 8 exons. Gene Ontology annotation, molecular function: tau-protein kinase activity; ATP binding; protein serine/threonine kinase activity. The record is from RefSeq and is a predicted model, not a curated record. The coding region runs from base 316 to 2823 and encodes 835 amino acids.